GUUUUUGAAGUUUGAAUUUUGCUAAUAAACAAUUCAUGAAAUUCAUAUUUAUUUUAUUACAAGUAGCUUGCAACAUAUUUAUUUAUCAAUGAUUUCAAGUAGUAUUUAAAAUAUAACUAACGUUGUUUACUCAUUCUACGUACACUAUUUUUUUACAUCGUUUUUUUUUUGUCAUUAGAACUUAGAAACUUCUUGUUUUUUAUUUAUGCGCGAUGCCCGCUUCAUAUAAAUGGACUUCAUUAAGGAAAACGACUAAAAACAGUUGCGAUUGCCCUAGUAUAAAUGUAUCUACACAUCCAUUAAAAGUUGAGGUUGUAAGUAUGAAAGAAAGUUCGAGUAAGAGCUUCAUAGAAAAUAUAAAUAAAUGGAGUGCAGCUUUUGAAGAAGUAGAUCCUCUAAUGAAAUUUGAACAAAUAGAAGCAGAAGAGGUAAUCUAAUCAAUGCUAUAUACAUGAUGUAAUUGUAUGUAUUAAUAAAGUAGUGAAGAGUGGAAUUUGUAUGUUAACAUUUUGUUGUGGUUUUUUGUGUUGUAUGUUAUAUGAUUAACUGUGUGUGUAACUGUGGUGCCACCAUGGUGGCAACAAAAUAUUAAAAUAUAAGAGUAAGCUUUAGUAAAAUCACAAUUAUUUUGUGUGGAAAGAACACAAUCUACCUUCAAAUUUAGUAAUAGUUCAUUGCAAAUUCUGUUAAUGUGACAGUUUAAUUACUUCAUAAUGGAGAAAACUGCAUUACUGUGAUACAUUUUUUUCUUUAAAGUCAGUACAGAAUGUAGGAUUUCUAAUAUGGUAAAAGUAAAAUAUUUUUGCUUGGUCUUAAAAUUCAAAAUUACUAUUAUAGAAAAGUUGUUAUAGUUAAUUCACAUAUGUAUCUUAAGUCUGUAGUCUGAAGUUAUGGAGAAUGAUAUGAACAAAUUAAAGUAAACUAUUUUUAUUUCGUUUUGAUGAAAACAAAGACAAAUAAACUUAUUGUGGAGUUAUAGAGAACAAAAAACCACAUACAAUCUCUCUGGCUACAAUUUUCUGUUUACAUCUCUGUCCUGCGAGUCUCGUAUACUGUCCCGUCUGCUGAUAUCUCUUGACAACUCGGUGUACCACAGGUUUUGAUACUCCUACUGUUUGUGCCUUGUGUUUGUAAGUGUGCCCAGUUUCAAUUAAAGUAACAGCCCUAACAGCUUGAGUGCGCUUUAGAUUGACAGUUUAUUUCCAGUUUAUUUUAGUAAAAAUUCACACCUAACAAUAAACAAAGCAGUCACGGCAGAAUUUUAAACAAAACCUGACUAAACUCAAAUUUGAAAAUUUUCCGCAGUAUACACAACAGUUGUACGUGGUCGAGCCAUGCUGCAGCUAUAUUUCUGGUUUAGUUGUAACACAAAGAGGUCGACUCGACCGGGGAAGGACCACGCUCACACAGAAUAUCAGCGUAAAAUAGCAGCUUAAUGCUGCUGUGUUUCGUAUGGUGAGUGUAGAGAACUGGAGACCCUUUUUACUGGAAUUAAGGCAUUCCAUCUUAGUCCUCACGGGUGACAACACAUCUGUAUUUUGAUUUGUAAUCGAGGAUAAAUUUAGAUGUCUAUGGACCACAGCAACCACUUACCCUCAGGUAGACUGUGUGCUCAUUUGUCACCCUUAGGCUAUAAAAAAAGUAUGAAAGAACAAUAUUACACAAUAAUAAAAUUGUAACAGGUGAAAUUAAAAACUUUUUUUUUUGCGUUCCUCUAAAUUUAUCCAUCAAUGUAAUUAUUAGAUACCAAUUUUUUUGUGGGUGUGAGACCUACAUGAAAGCUAAAGUAAAGUAUAGCUCAAAAUAUAUGAUUUGAAUAUAUAAUAUGAAAUAAUUAUAUUGAAAAAUAUAUUUUUAUUCUGUAUUAUCCAUGGUUAUAGUAUAGUAGCUGUUAUAAUUUAAUACAUCAAAUCUUACAAUUUUUCAGAUAAAAUAUAUAAUUAUGUGUAAUAUACGAGGGUGCGUUUUUAAGUUUGCGGAAUGGGUAGGUAGGUAAUAAGUGGGGAUGUCGUUGAAUUAUGUCCUAAUUGAGCAACUCAUUAUUAGUAUAAAUACGGGGUUUUAUUGUAAUUUGAUCAUUAGUCUUUGAGUUAUCGUCAACCAAACAAGUCAAUCGGGAAGAAAUUGUGAAAUAUGGAGAAAAUCAAGUUCCGUGCCGUUAUAAAGUUCCUUACCAAGCGCGGAAAAUCAGUUCAGACUAUACUGAAAGAGAUGUCAUCCAUUUACGGAGAUUCUUGUCCAAGUAAAACUAUAGUUUACAAGUGGCAUACCCUUUUUAAACAAGGCAGAGAGUCACUUGAAGACGACACACUUCCAGGAAGGCUGUUCGAGGUGACCACUUCGGAAAUUAUUAAAAAAUUCGAAAAAUUAAUAUUAGAAGAUGCCCGCCUAAAGAAAAAACAGCUCGCAGAAAUGGUUGGAGUAUCGGGUACAACCAUUUUCAAAAUUCUUCAUGACCAUCUUGGCAUGACUAAAGUCAGCGCAAGCGGCGGUGCCUAGAAUGCUCACGCCGCCUCAAAAGCAACAGCGCGUCGAGUGUUCUCGUAUAUUUUUGGACCUCUGUAUGGAAGACAAAGAUGUAGUGUUGGCUCGAAUUGUUCCUGGUGACGAAACUUGGGUUCACCAUUAUGAACCUGAGUCUAAACAGGACUCUAUGCAGUGGCAAAAAAAAGGCACACCACCACCCAAGAAAUUUAAGGUGGCACAAUCGGCUGGGAUAAUCAUGGAGACAGUCUUUGGGGACUCAGAAGGAAUCCUAUUGAUUAAUUAUAAAGAUAAAGGUGACUCCAUAACCGGAAAUUACUACGCUUCAAUCCUAGAACAAUUUCAGGAAGCCAUAAAGGAGAAAAGAUGGGGAAAAUCGACCAAAGGAAUCCUUCUUCUGCACGACAAAGCGCCUGUUCACGAGUGCCAUGUUGCGAUGGCUGCAAUGCAGAAGGUAGGCUUCGAAAUUUUACCACACCAAACUUAUUUCCAAACUUAAAAAAAGAACUUAGUGGGAAAAAGUUUUUAAGUGAUGAAGAAGUGAAGGAAGCAGUUUCGGCGUAUUUUUUAGACAAAGACAUAUAAUUUUUUUGAGGGUAUCAUAAGUUAAUUGAAAGAUCCGAAAAAUGUAUUAGGGUAGCAGGUGAAUAUAUUGAAAAGGAGAAAUAAAUUUGGAUUUUUAUUUCCACUCCUUACCGCCCAUUCCGCGUACUUAAAAACGCGCCCUCGUACUUAAACAUAACGUUAUAAAUUAAAAAUAAUACACUGAAUUAUUUUGUAAUAUUUCAUUAAAAAGUAAGUACCUAUUCAUUAUGGAUCAAAAACACUUAAGAAGGAAUUAGAAGAACUUCAAUUGAACGAAGUUUCGGCAUACCUGAAUACUAUUAUAUAGUAUAUAUUGCUUCCUAAAACUUCAUUGCGCCAAUAUGGGCUACCACAACUUUUAUUACCACCAGGGUAGCGCCACUUUGGAAUGUGGUAAAAUAUUUGACAGAUCUCAUGGCGGGGAAGUUGAGUAGUUAAAAAAUUAUAAAGCUCCUUUCUGAAAUAUUAGUUACAUUUUGUAUAAAUUAGAUUAGAAAGAAAGUGAUUAUGUAAAAUGCAACUUUUUUAUUGUAUAACUUAUGUUAAAUUUCAUUUAUGCCCCUACCAAAAUUUAGAGUUAGAGGCUAAACAAUCGUCGAGAAUUAUACAGAUUAAUUAAUUGUACAAAGUACAGAAGGAUCAUUCCUUAAAAACAUUGAAAAAAAAAACUCAUGUCACGACCACAAAUCAUAGAGAGUGCAAAAGUAAAGCAUAUGUUUGUACUUUACUUUACAUUUCUAGAUGCGGCUGUAGUUAAAAAGUUUUGUGUUUGGUGGUCAGACUUCUCUUCGAUGUCCGAUUAAUUGAUCUAAAAUUUGGUAUACAUAAUAUAAAUUAUGUAGUUUUGCUGCAGGCUUUUAACAAUAUGUUAAAAUUGUCACAAAAAUAUAAUUUUUGUUUAAACUGUUAUAUGCUGCCUACUGAAUAUUAUUAUAACAAACACUAUU
Parnassius mnemosyne (clouded apollo) is the source of this 4016-nucleotide messenger RNA. The record is from the annotation of a GenBank genome assembly. NCBI's taxonomy places the organism in Eukaryota, Metazoa, Arthropoda, Insecta, Lepidoptera, Papilionidae.